Messenger RNA from Panonychus citri (citrus red mite), 2869 nucleotides. Its product is annotated as protein draper-like. Lineage: Eukaryota; Metazoa; Arthropoda; Arachnida; Trombidiformes; Tetranychidae. Gene Ontology annotation, molecular function: scavenger receptor activity. The transcript is spliced from 8 exons. Bases 700 to 2349 code for a protein of 549 amino acids. The record is from RefSeq and is a predicted model, not a curated record.
UUUUCUCUUUUUGUCCCUUGUUUUCUCUGUUGUUAGUUCUUAAUUGUUCACAAUUAAUUCUCAAUUACUUUGGCCUCCCCUGUGCUGGUUUACGCCUUAGCCCGUUGAUCUAUUUCCCUCUCAGUGUUUUCCAUCUUUUAAAAUCUCUUUCUCUAUUCUCUGUCUGCCUUUCUGUCUUCUUACUUUUCCUUCUCCCUCCUCAUCUGUUUGUGUCUCUUUUUUAUUCAUCUCAUUCUUCAACCUGAUUCCAAUUCCAUCAGAACAAAAAAGUCCACAUGAAACUUUUUUUCUAAUAUUUUUUUUAUUUCUACAUCUUUUCCUCUUCUCACUGUUUCUAUUUAGUUAAUCAAUUGAUUUGUGAACAUUGAUAAACUCUAAAUCUGUUAAUCAUGGAGAAUCAAAUUCUAACCAUUCUCAACAUGGAUACUUCUUGUUAACUCUCAAGUGUUUUUGUGUUGAUAUUUUUGCUUCUUCUCUUCCUGAAUUCAUCUCUCCUUUCCUUUGGUGUCACCAAUUAAAGUGAUUCCAUCAUUUCCUAUGUGCCUUAACCAUUGACUAUCAAUCAUUUUUAUCCAUCAUUUUACUUCAUUUCCAUUCAUCAAUACACAAUAAGUUUCUCAUUUGGAUUAAUUUCUUCUCACAAAUUUUAACCUGUGUAUCUAUUUUGUUAAUCAUUACCAUUCUUAACUCACCUUAAUCAUGUUGAGAAUAAUUUUUCUAACCUUUCUAACAAUUAACAUUGUUCUGGCCUUAGAUGGGCCUAAUACUUGUAUUGAAGAAAAAGAAGUUCCAGUAAUAGUUAAAGUACCUGCCAAAGUCCCACAAGAAACCAAAACAUUCAAAUGGUGUAUCUCUAAAUUUCCACCUCGAUGUGAAGUGACAAAAAUCGUUUACGUUGAAGGUUACAGGGAAGAAAUUCAUUACGAAAAGAAUCGAACUCGAGUUUGCUGUAAAGGCUAUGCCGAAGCUCGUAAUAAAUGUAUUCCCGUUUGCUCGAGCCCGUGUCUCCAUGGACGUUGUAUAUCCCCAGAAAAAUGUGAUUGCGAACCAGGAUGGGCAGGAAUUAAUUGUGAUAUAAAGCACACUUGUCCCAAAGGUAAAAAAGGCAAAAACUGUGACCAACCUUGUUUAUGCCAAAACGACGCGGGUUGUGAUGCUAUUUCGGGCGAAUGUAUCUGUCGACCAGGCUGGACUGGUGUCGACUGUUCUGAGAAAUGUCCACGAAGAUUUCAUGGGUUCCGUUGUCUCGAUGAAUGUAAAUGUUUCAACGAUGGUGAUUGUGAUCCUGUUAACGGUCGGUGUAAAUGUAAACCAGGCUGGAAAGGCCAAUAUUGCCAAAUUGAGUGUUCAGGAAAUGAUGAUGAAUGCGUUCAAGGCUGCUAUUGUGACCAUGGUGGUUACUGUAACUCGACCACUGGUUUGUGUAAAUGUCCACCCGGUUACACUGGCGAUUAUUGUUCUGACCAGUGUCCCUAUGGUACCUAUGGAUUAAAUUGUGCUCACCGUUGUGCUUGUAAUUACAGUGACCCAAGUUCAGAGGAACAUGUUGUCUGUGACCAUAUUAGUGGAUGUAAAGUUUGGUCAUCCGCUUCAUUAAAGAUUCUUGAUACCAAUGAAUCGGCUAUUUUAAGUGGUGCCAAUCCAACAUCAUCGACAACCCUAAUUCUAUUAAUUGGCAUGAUUAUAAUUGUUCUUCUUAUUUCUGGAUUUCUUAUUUUAAAAUACCGACGGGAACUUCGAUUGCUCAAUUCUGAACUUGCCUUUGUCACCUACAUAUCAAGGAAAGAGUCAAAUGAUCGGUUUGAUAAUCCACUUUACUCUUAUCAAGCAACUGAUUAUAAACCACCGUUGUCACCAUCAGGACAAUCCCCACCUUUACCACCUCCACAAGCAUCAUCAUCAUCACCUUCAUCAGCCUCCUUCUUAUCAACCAAAGCCGCUUUACUGAGUGGAUUCAAACGAGACCCUGAACUGGUCUCAUCUUCAUCCUCAUGUAAAGCAACAAACGAUAAAUUUUCAGGUCUUCCAAAUGAUUUCCUGAAACCUUUCAACUCACCAACAAGUUGCUAUGAAGAUUUAAAAACAUCCAAACGAGAGUAUAACUCAAACAUAUAUGAAGAUGGCGAUAAUCAUUGUGGAUCCAAAUUCUUAUCCCCAUCAUCAACAAUAACACCUCCAUCACCAACACCAACAACAACAACAUUAGCAAAGGAACCAGUUUAUGCUGAGAUUCCAGGCUCAAGAAGUUUCAAUUGCUCCGACAAUUCAGAUGAUGAAGAUCUCAAAGAGAAUCAAUAUGAUGUUCCAAGACCAAUUAACUCUCCCAACAAACUUGAUAAUCUAAAAUAGUGACAAUACAAUUAUCGUCACCAGCCAAUUUAUUAUAAAUAGUUUUUCCGCUCUCCAGUGUUACCACCACACACAAAACCCUAGACUCAAAUGAAAAAAAGUCAAAGGCAAAAAGAUGAUGAGGAAAUGAUCAAUCAUCUUAUAUAUUUUGUCAUCUCAUUUCUCCCCCAACGCCAUCAUCAUUAUCCUCAUCAGCAUAAUAUUUAUUAUAUUAUUAAGAUAACAAUUUACAAACUGUGCUUGUGUUAAUCACCAACAUCUAAUUGCUUUUUUUAUAUAUUGUCAAGAGAAAGAUUUUCUUAAUUCUAUUUCUAUUGGAUUUUAUAAAUAUACUACUACUUUAGUUGCGAUUUUAAUUGUGACAAAUAUGCAAGUCUUUCUCAUCUUAAUUAUCAUCACCACCAACAAUUAAAACUGAUUAUCACAAUUUAAUCUGCCACAAUAUCAAUUUAUAAUCAGUCAUGAAAAUCACUGGAAUCAAAUAUAAAUAUAUAUUCAAAUAAAAAGAUUCAAACAAUUA